CCUGGUUCAUACAUCUUUGGAUCUCAAUUCCUUCUCUCAAUAUCUUCCUAAACAAGAACUUCAAACCAGCUUCAAUGGCUUUAAAUUCGACAUCAUGAUCCCACCUAUGACUGAACAUGAUGAGGAGGCUGGUGAUUUGGCUGAGGAAUUGAAUCGAGUAAACAUGGAGAACAAGAAGUUGACACAAAUGAUCAAAUCCAUGAACACCAAGUACAAUCUUUUGCAAAGCCGUUUAUCGGAUUACGUGACCAAAAACCCCGACCGAUCUGCCGCGGGGGCCGCCACCGCCACCGCCAAGCGAAAACCUGAAACACCCAUCUCCGGCAACUCCGAGAGCAAUUCAAGUAACGAAAUUAAUACUUGCAAGAAACCCACAAAAGAUGAACACAAUAUCAGACCCAAGAUUUCCAGGGUUUUUGUUCGUAGCGAAGCUUCGAAAACCGGCCUCGUAGUGAAAGACGGAUAUCAAUGGCGGAAAUAUGGACAAAAGGUGACGAGAGAUAACCCUUUUCCUAGGGCUUACUUCAGAUGCUCAUAUGCUCCAACCUGCCCAGUUAAGAAGAAGGUUCAACGAAGUGUUGAGGAUCAAACCAUAGUGGUGGCGACUUACGAAGGAGAGCAUAACCAUCCGCAACCAUCAAGACAUGAGCUCGUGAGCCCUGGCUUGAGACAGACUGUGACCGCUGCCAAGCCAUGGUCAACCGUCCCCACGGUCACGCUCGACCUAACGAACCCUUUGGAAUUCGAUGGUGAUAACGAAGGCAGCCGAAUAACAGAGCGGUCGGAAUUACAACAGUUUUUGGUAGGUCAAUGGCAUCUUCAUUGA
Messenger RNA from Cynara cardunculus var. scolymus (artichoke), 826 nucleotides. Its product is annotated as probable WRKY transcription factor 40. Gene Ontology annotation, biological process: regulation of DNA-templated transcription. The transcript has 5 exons. The record is from RefSeq and is a predicted model, not a curated record. NCBI's taxonomy places the organism in Eukaryota, Viridiplantae, Streptophyta, Magnoliopsida, Asterales, Asteraceae. Bases 95 to 826 code for a protein of 243 amino acids. Gene Ontology annotation, molecular function: DNA-binding transcription factor activity; sequence-specific DNA binding.